Molecule: messenger RNA, 681 nt
Organism: Clonostachys byssicola
Lineage: Eukaryota; Fungi; Ascomycota; Sordariomycetes; Hypocreales; Bionectriaceae
Source: the annotation of a GenBank genome assembly
AUGGACGGACUUCUCAUCAACUCGGAAGAUAUCAUCACAGAUUCCAUCAACCGGGUCCUAGAAAAGUAUGGGAGACCUGCCAUCACCGGCUCCAUUCGCGCUCAGAUCAUGGAUAUAUAUCAAAAUUUUCCCAACUGCAAGCCAAUGCCCGGUUCGGAGAAGCUCCUCUCGGCCCUCGGCCAUGCACGCAACAUUAAUGGAGAGCCGAUUCUCCUAGGACUUGCGUCCAGCACCAAAACAGAGAGCUUCGAUUUGAAAGCUACGCAGCCCGAGACUAAACGGCUUCUCGACCAUAUUCACCCUGAUCGUAGGGUUUUGGGUGGGGAUCCUCGGCUGCGCCAGGGACGAGGGAAGCCAGCACCUGAUACAUACCUGCUCGCACUACAAGUUUUAAACUCAGACAGCCAGAAACCCAUAAUGCCCAACGAGUGUUUGGUGUUUGAGGACAGCGUAACCGGAGUCGAGGCCGGACGGAGAGCUGGAAUGCGAGUGAUUUGGGUGCCGCACCCGGACGUAGCAAAGGAAUACGAGUCGAGGAAGGAAGAUGUCUUGGCCGGGAGGUGUGGGACAUCCAACCUUGGGGAAGAGUGGCAGCUAGGGGAAGUUGAUGACGGGUGGGCAGAAUGUAUCUCGAGUCUCGAGGCUUUUGACUUCAAGAAGUAUGGAAUAAGUAUCAUAUAG